AGGUAUCACCUAGCAGUAAACCAUGGGCAAUUUCAAAGGGCAUGCCCUCCCUGGAAGCUUUUUCCUUCUUUUUGGCUUGUGGUGGUCAGUGAAGUAUCCACUGAAGUAUUCCUGUCGAAAAAACAAGAAUGCUUGCUACCUUGGUUCCAGGGCAGGAUUUCAGCGCCUGGAGUUUGUUGAGGGGAUUAUCAAAGCUGUCUUUGCCCUGAUCGGAAUGGUGGCUGAGCAGUUUGUUCCUGAUGGACCUCAUCUGAAGCUGUACAAUUAUGAGGAAAAGCACUGGGAUCACCUCAUGAACUGGCAACAUGCCACCAUGUACCUCUUCUAUGGCAUUUCAGGGUUGGUUGACAUUGUGGCUCACGGGACCAAUGCAUUGCCAGUGGCCAUGGACAGGAUGAUGCUUUCUUUAGCAGUGUUUAUUGAAGGUUUUCUCUUUUGCUACCAUCUUCAUGGGAGAGCCAUGCUGGAUGUUCAUGUUCAUCAGUUACUGCUGUUUGCUAUCUUUGGAGCUGCUGUUUGUAUAUUUCUGGAAGUUUUCUUCCGUGGCAGUAUUGUGCUAGAGAUGCUUCGUACAAGCCUCUGCAUAUUACAAGGCAGCUGGUUCUGGCAGAUUGGCUUUGUGCUUUAUCCCCCAAAUGGGAGCCCAGAGUGGAAUCAGAUGGAUCAUACCAAUAUGAUGUUCCUGACCAUGUGCUACUGCUGGCAUUAUGCCUUUGCUUUUCUUAUACUUGCAGUGAAUUAUACAAUUGUCAGCUGGGCAGUUCGUUCAAAGGUUAAACAGUCCCAGUCCAUGGAAAUGGGAUUACUGAAGACGUCUGAAAGAGAUCAGGAAUCAGAAGAUGAAAUUUAGUAUGGAUAUGGCUUGACUAGUUUACCUGCUCUACCAUUAGGCUAACUGAUACCUCAUUUAUAGAUUCUUUUUGACAUCUUAUUCAUUCUUUACUACAACUUGCUAUGCAAAUAUCAUCCAUGAGUACUGUCUACAUCGGCACAGUUACAUCUUUAUUUGUGGAGGGUAAGCUUGAUAUUGAUUUGCAGCAGUUGCACUAGUACCUUGCUUACCACGUGCUUCAAAGAAAACCAGACUAAUAUUAGACAGACUUGGACUGGAUAAGGUGGCAUGAUGAAGUCUGUGUGUUUGCCUCAUUAAUAGCUAAGCAAAAUG
Nestor notabilis (Kea) is the source of this 1165-nucleotide messenger RNA. It is a transcript of the gene TMEM45A, whose product is annotated as transmembrane protein 45A. Lineage: Eukaryota; Metazoa; Chordata; Aves; Psittaciformes; Psittacidae. The coding region runs from base 23 to 850 and encodes 275 amino acids. The record is from RefSeq and is a predicted model, not a curated record. The transcript has 5 exons.